UUAAGAUGAGUUCAAAAAAAAUUGUUAAAAAAUUUUGGUUUUGUGAUUUAUCCUCUGCUAACAGCAAUUUGAAAUUAUUUCAAAGAUAUAAUAGCACUUAUUUCCUACAUGAUGAUGGAUAUAAUUUGAAUAUUUUAUCUUCUCAUGGUCAAUUAAAUCAGGAUUUAGGUUUUUUCUUGUGGUUAAAAAUCAAAGAUAUGGAAGGUGAUGUAUGGGUUCCCCUAAUACCAGAUAUUCUGCUUGGCAAAAAUUUUCUUAGGUUGUCAAUUGAGAAAGACCUAAAUAAAGAAUCUGAUUCUCUUUUAUAUACUUGGGAAGACUAUGGAGAUGAUUGUACUUUUAAAAUCAACAAUAUCAUUAGGUCUAACACUUCAAAUAAUAUGUUUAAUUUGCAAUAUAAUUUUGAUUUUAAUGAGAAAAUAUCUAUUCCAUAUUUAUUAGGAUUUAACAAUAUUGAAAAUGUUAAUUAUCUUCAUGGAUUA
Entrophospora candida is the source of this 482-nucleotide messenger RNA. The record is from the annotation of a GenBank genome assembly. NCBI's taxonomy places the organism in Eukaryota, Fungi, Glomeromycota, Glomeromycetes, Entrophosporales, Entrophosporaceae.